Molecule: messenger RNA, 480 nt
Organism: Penicillium alfredii
Lineage: Eukaryota; Fungi; Ascomycota; Eurotiomycetes; Eurotiales; Aspergillaceae
Product: nuclear transport factor 2 family protein
Exons: 1
Coding region: 1-480 (159 amino acids)
Source: RefSeq, a predicted model, not a curated record
AUGUCCGUGCCGUCGCUUCCAGCUACCCUUUCACCUCCCCUUAUUGGCCGCGAUGCAGUCGCCGACGCCCUCUACCGCUGCGUCCUCGGUUUUGACACAGCUGACGAUGCUCUGUUCAAGACCGCCUUCACUAGCGACGCCGUAUUCGUGCUAAAUGGGACUGUCAUGAAUGGCUUCGACACUAUCGUUUCCCAAUGUUACGCCAAUAUCUCCAAGAUGGAUACCAACCACUUCCUCACCAACGUUCGCAUCAAUAUCACGGAUGAUGAUUCGAAAGCUCAAGCUUCAUGCUCAGCUCUGGCUCAGCAUUUCCGCCCUGAGGAGGGUAUGAAGGCCGGUGCUGUGCCUCUGCUUGCGGGUGCAUUGUAUUGGUUGGAACUUGUCAAGGAUUCUAGUGACGGCUUAUGGAAGAUCAAGCACUGGACUAUGAAGACGACAUGGGCACAGGGCGACUGGGGUGUUUUUGGUGGUGGCAACUAA